AUGUCUAUUGAUCCUGAAACUCGCAGAAAGUUAUUGCAGCUACAAAAGAAAGGGCUUAAUAAAAGAUGCUGCGAUUGUGACGCUCCGAAUCCUCAAUGGGCAUCGCCAAAGUUUGGUAUCUUUAUCUGUCUCGAAUGCGCAGGAAUUCACAGAGGAUUGGGUGUUCACAUUUCAUUCGUACGGUCUAUCACAAUGGAUCAGUUCAAAUCAGAGGAAGUUUUGAGAAUGGAGAACGGGGGCAACGAGAAUUUGCAAAACUACUUUACAGAAAAUGGAGUUGAUCUAAGUUUGCCAGCAGCAGAAAAAUACGAUAAUUACGUAGCAGAAGACUACAAGGAGAAGCUUACUAGUGAAGUUGAAGGUAAAGAAUUUGUUCCUAAAGACCACUCUGAUAAAACUUUACCCUCAGCAUCGAAUUCGAAGAGCAUGAGUAACGAUUCUAUAUCACAACAACCUAUUCAGUCUAGACGAGGAACACCUACAUUAUCAAGAGAUCAAAAAGCUAAAAACGAAAAUUAUUUUGCAGAGCUAGGCUCUAAGAACGAAGAAAGACCGAAUCAUUUACCGCCGUCUCAAGGGGGAAAAUAUUCCGGUUUUGGAAAUACUCCAGCUCCAGAUACAAGGAGUGGAGGUUCAUUAGCUGGAUUUUCUCUAGACAGUAUCCAAACGGACCCUUUCGGUUCACUAAGCAAAGGCUGGGGAUUGUUCUCCUCAAGUGUGGCCAAGUCAAUAAACGAAGUAAACGAAUCAGUUAUCAAACCCACAGUUAAUCAACUUCAAGAAAGCGAACUAAGUAAUGAGGCUAAAAAGGCAAUGGCUCAAUUUGGCCAGAAAAUGCAAGAAACAGGAAAAUAUGGCCAUGAAACCUUUCAGUCAUUUACUAAUGAUAUUCAUGAGAAAGGGCUAAAUAAAACCUUUGACGCAAAAUUUGGAAAACUAUUUGACGGUUUGAGUAUUCAAGAGCAAGAAUCAAAGUCAAACGCAGCAUUUGGUUUAGAAAAACCCAAAGAAAAGACGAAGUUGGAUGCUAUCAAUGGUAGCAAAUCUACGCAAAAAAGCACAGAAGAAGAAGAUGAGGAUGGAUGGGACGAUUUCUAG
This is a messenger RNA of Priceomyces carsonii, 1098 nucleotides long. It is a transcript of the gene AGE3, whose product is annotated as Age3p. Gene Ontology annotation, cellular component: Golgi membrane. Bases 1 to 1098 code for a protein of 365 amino acids. The transcript has a single exon. Gene Ontology annotation, biological process: regulation of endocytosis; regulation of ARF protein signal transduction. NCBI's taxonomy places the organism in Eukaryota, Fungi, Ascomycota, Pichiomycetes, Serinales, Debaryomycetaceae. Gene Ontology annotation, molecular function: GTPase activator activity. The record is from RefSeq and is a predicted model, not a curated record.